Molecule: messenger RNA, 459 nt
Organism: Linum tenue
Lineage: Eukaryota; Viridiplantae; Streptophyta; Magnoliopsida; Malpighiales; Linaceae
Source: the annotation of a GenBank genome assembly
AUGGCCUCUCGCUCCGUCCUCCUCCGACUGAGAUCGCAGCUCCUCCGCUCCACCUCCUCUUCCUCCUGCACAAGCAUCUUCUUCUCCUCCACUCGCCAGAUCGCCUCCGCCGCCAUAUCGGAGCGGUUGAUUCUCUCAUCGAUUUCAGAUCUCCGUGCAGUUUACAACGAUUCCGCCUCGAUCUCAGGUCCCCGACUCUUCUCGACGGCGCGGCGCCACCCGGCGCGGCCGAAGACCGUGGACAUCGGAGCCCGAGCUCGCCAGAUGCAGACCAGGCGGCUGUGGACCUACGCGCUCGCGUUCAGCUGCGUGGCCGGGUUCAUCGUCAUCGUCCUGAACAAUUUCCAGGACCAGAUGGUGUUCUACGUGACUCCGACCGACGCGAUGGAGCAGAACCAGGCGAAUCCGAGGAAGACGAAGUUCAGAUUGGGUGGAUUGGUCCUUGAAGACUGCUCAUGA